GAUCAGAGCUGCGGUGGGAAGCGCCAUCACAGGGUUAAAGGUACAGUAGCGUGCGUCAGCUGAUGCGUAACGUCACGUAAUGCGCUCCCUGGCUGAGGAGGGGGUGGGGACUGGUCCUGGAAACCCGCCGCAGUCCUGCUCAUCAUCUCGGGUCAUGUGCCUCCGUUUCUCCGGCUACCUCUGGAUCCUCUGCAGGAAGUUGGACCGGUUUCCUUCCCCGCUGAGUUUCUGACAGCCGCCUUGCCGUCUUCCUGGUUCUCCGUGCUUUGACUGCGCCUCCUCGCCGCGCCUCGCCUCGGGCCUGGGAGCCUGAGAGGCAGGGCUCUGCUGCGAACAGCUCCAUCUCCCCUCCAUAGAGCCAGUGAGAGCUGAUCAUGGAGGCCCCGGCGGAGGAGAAGGAGCCCCUGCCUCUGCCCACCCUGAGCCCUGCCGUGCCCCCCUUUGUGACUCUGGGUCUGACGGUGGUAUACACCGUCUUCUACUCGCUCCUCUUCAUCUUCAUCUACGUGCAGCUCUGGCUGGUUCUGCGGUACCGACACAAGCGCUUCAGCUACCAGACUGUGUUCCUGUUCCUGUGCCUGCUGUGGUCGGCCCUGCGCACCGUGCUCUUUUCCUUCUACUUCAGGAACUUUGUCACGGCCAACACUCUGGGUCCCUUUCCCUUCUGGCUGCUCUACUGCUUCCCCGUCUGCCUGCAGUUCUUCACGCUCAGCCUCAUGAAUCUUUACUUUGCACAGGUUGUUUUUAAGGCAAAGUCCAAAUACGCCCCAGAGCUCCAGAGGUACAGGCUGCCCCUCUACCUCCUUUUCCUGUUCAUCAGCCUGGUGUUUUUAGUCGUGAAUUUAGCGUGUGCCCUGCUGGUGAGGAUGUCCUCUGCAGAAGCUCACACUGUUGUGCUCGUGAGAGUCGCCAUCAACGACACGCUCUUCGUCCUGUGCGCCGUCUCGCUCUCUUUGUGUCUUUACAAGAUCGCCAAGAUGUCCCUGGCCAACAUCUACCUGGAGUCCAAGGGGACGUCGGUGUGCCAGGUGACUGUUAUAGGAGCCAUCGUCAUCCUGCUGUACGCGUCCAGGGCCUGUUACAACCUGGUCGUCCUGGCGCUGUCAAACAAAAGCAUCAACUCGUUUGACUACGACUGGUACAACGUGUCGGACCAGGCAGAUCUACAGUCGACUCUAGGCGACACCGGCUACGUCGUCUUCGGAGUGAUUCUGUUUAUUUGGGAGCUGCUACCGACUUCCCUUGUUGUGUAUUUCUUCAGGGUUCGGAAACCCAACUUGGACAGGAGCAGCUCCGGCCUCCCUGGCCACGUCUUCUCGUCCAGAGCUUACUUCUUCGACAACCCGAGACGCUACGACAGCGACGACGACCUGGCGUGGAGCGUCAUGCCUCAGAACAUCCAGGCCAGCCUGGCUGCGGACAGCUACGAGUGGGGAAGCCAGAACAGUGGCAUCAGCGCCUACGUCGGCAGCGAGGACAGCUACAACUUCUCCCGCCCGCCAGAGGAGCUCAGCCAUUACUGAAGGGCGUUGAAGGACUCGUCUGUAUAUUUUUGCACAGUCUGUUACUGACCGAGGCACAAGGUUCUUCAGGAGCUGGAGGAAGCGACAGACUCUUCUCAUUGCCAGUAUAUAAAAGCCCAGAAGUGGGAAAGUACUUUUGCACACUCCUUGUACAGAUUAUGAUCUGUUCUUAAAACUCUUUCAUUAUUUAGGUCAUGUUGAUUACAUCUUAAUAUAUUUCCUAACCUUUGUAAGCUGUACUGUAAUAUUUUAAUGUACCAUGUGAAUGUUUUUGUUUUCAUACGGAUGUUUAUAAUUAAGAUUCUUUUAAUUCAUAUUAAAACAAGUUUAAAUACUGUAGAAAUGUUUUAAUUUUAAUAUUUAACGGCAGAGGUUUUCCAAGGUGGGACCAGCAACUUGCACAGCAGCGCCCCCUAUUGGUGUGGCAACUUAUUCUUUAAAAUCUUUGUUUUAAAACUAAAAGUGAAUUUAAAAUAGAAUAUGAUUUUGUUUUUCUUAGAAUCCAGGGUUCCUAAAUAUUUCUACUUAAAUAUUUUAAGACAUCUGUGCAAAAACAAAAAGUACCAAUUUGGACUGGAUUAUUUUUUUUUAUUUAUGGGCAAGUUAAACCAGCUCUGCUUUAAGAUUUGUGCCAGAUUUGUUGUUUUUUAGACCCAAAUUAUUCCACUAUAGACACAAGUUCAACAGUUUAAUUCUGUUUCCUUUCAUCUUUACCAUUUUCCAGACCCAAUUUUAAAACACACGGGUUUAGAAGAUGGGUCAUUUUUAAUUUACCUUUUCAUUAAAUAAGGGAACAUUUCAUUUAUCUGCUGGUCUUUUCACUCUUUAAGCUAUUUAUAAAAAAAAAAAAAAAUCAAAUAGUUGCAUAUUGUGCAUAGAUUUCAUAAAUAAAAAACCCCAAAAACUUAAAACCCCUCUGAAUCCAAACUGAUCAAUAACUUUGGCACAAAACAAAGUGGGAAGGAUGUAGCAAUUUAAAAAUGGAAAGGUAUAAAUUAUGAAAAUCAAUAAGAAUCACUUUGUUUUUAAAAAGAAAUAAAAAUCUGAAAAUGUAAACUUUACUGCACUCAGUUUUCUUCUCAAUAGUUGGAGAAUAAUAAAAAGCCAGUUAAUGUUCCUGAAUACAAUUUAUAAAUAAUAUAAUUUGAAUCCCAUAAUGUGUUGGUUGGAAAUCUAAUGAAAUUAAUUAUUCAAAUUAAUGGCUGGAUGUUUUGAAUGAUUAUUCAUAAAGAUAAAAGCUGAAUUUAAUUUCCUGCACAAAUUGUUCAAGAGGAAAAAACCCUAAAAAAUGAUACAUUUUCAUUUCCAUGCAGCCAAUGAACAUUUGAAAAGAUAUUUAAGUUAAAAACUGAAAAAAAAUCACAAGAUUUAGAUAAAGUUUUUGUUGAGUGGCAGAAGAGACGGCAGGCCAGACGCGUUUCGGAUUCCUCUCCUUUUAUUGAGGAGCUUUUCAAAGAUGGCAGCUCUCUAAAAAGCACGACAUACAUAAUAAUGUUCCCUGAUCGUUAAGACUUCAGCUUAACUAUCAGCUUAACUCUCAAUGUAAAGAUUGUCCAGAAAUGCUCUGGAAAUAAUCAAGAACAAGUUGGAACCAGACGACUAAACAGGUACAUUUUUAAAAACGCAUUUUAUGAAGCAAUGCACCAUCUGAGGUAGUAAUAAAGAUGUUUAUUACACCGUUUGUUUUACUAUUGUUUUAAUUACCCAGAGCAAUCCAUAGGGAUCCUGGAAAUUUGAUCCAGUUAAUUUUGACAGAUUAUAAAGUUAAUACUGCAGGAAAGUUUUUUUUUUUUUUUUUUUUUU
Molecule: messenger RNA, 3326 nt
Organism: Poecilia reticulata (guppy)
Lineage: Eukaryota; Metazoa; Chordata; Actinopteri; Cyprinodontiformes; Poeciliidae
Gene: gpr137ba
Product: G protein-coupled receptor 137Ba
Biological process (GO): positive regulation of TORC1 signaling; negative regulation of bone resorption; negative regulation of osteoclast differentiation
Cellular component (GO): lysosomal membrane
Source: RefSeq, a predicted model, not a curated record